Messenger RNA from Symbiodinium sp. CCMP2592, 6045 nucleotides. The record is from the annotation of a GenBank genome assembly. Lineage: Eukaryota; Dinophyceae; Suessiales; Symbiodiniaceae.
AUGCAGUACAUGACAAUUUCGGUAGCCAGCUGGAACAUAGGGGGGACCAGCAUCGAAGAUGCUAUCAAGUCUACCCGACUGGAUGCCAAAGGAAAAGUGGACCUCUUUUGUAUCCAGGAGAUGCCUCGAAGGACCGUGGGGUGGCAAAGCGACGUGAUCAGCGACCUUACGGUGGUCCAGUACCGCCACGAUGACACCCAGUGGCGCGGGAACGCGAUCGCUUUCUCCUCAGACUUUCAGGUGAUUCGCCGAAGGGGCGGAAAGUACGGCAUAUGGCUCAGACUUCGGCACUUACCGUCGAGCAAUGAGGUGUGGAUAGGAAGCCACCGCCUGAGCACAGGGGUGACUAGCGACGUCACAGCUGACGAAUUACAGAGCCUGUGCGCACUCUUGCCCCCGACCCUACUGCCAGUCAUCUUGAUGGGGGAUUGGAACACACACCUGAAAUGGAGCAGAGUCUCAGGCAGCCGCGCGGACCUCAGACCUACCGAGGCCAGAUCAGAGUACGUACUCUCACAGUUAGGCACGUGUGGCAUGACCAUGCAAGCCCCGACGGAGGACCAGUGGGAUGUACCGACAAGCCGGCCUCGAAGAGCGAGAGCUAAGGGCAGACAGAUAGAUGGAGGAGACCAUGAGAGAAUCUCUACGAGUUUCAGACUACGAUUGGGAGACCGCCCACCACCGGCUAAAACCUUGACACGGCCUAGGGUGGUUGUGAAGCAGCCGCCGACAACACAACACAUGAACCAAGAGAUACUGCACCAACUGGCAAUCGACUGUACAAGACCUAGGAAAGGGGAGAGGUACAAGGACCCUCCGCACGUCAAGAGCCUGUAUGCUAUCGCCAAACACCACGGCACAGAGGCAGACUGGAAGAGAGCCCACAAAGAGAGACGGAAAGCCCAAAUCCAAUGGAGAACGUCCAAAGCUGAGAAAGCCGCUGCAGGAAACUGGCAAGACUACCGCGGCCUCAAAAACCAAGGACCCGAUGCGCUGGACCACGAGCCAUUUCCGUGCGUUGUUCCAGAAGCCAUCCCCUCGCAACCCACUAAGGAAAUCGACACAGGUGAACACUACAGCCUGGAAGAGCUUCGACACGCACUACAAAGAGGAAGGCGGAACAAGGCCGUGGGCGAAGACCUAGUAUCCUUCGAGCUGAUCAGUACCUUGUGUGAGGACUCCGACACCGAAGCUGCUUUCCUGGACUGGAUGGAGAGGCUCCGCUGUGGAGAAGAACUCCCCCCAGAAUGGCUGCGAACUGUGGUGACACUUCUCCCUAAGACCGAGCAACCCAAGGGACCAGGAGAUCUACGCCCCAUCAGUGUAGGCGCAGCUGCCUCCAAAUUUGUUGGCACCAUUAAAUCCGCAGAAAAGACCUUCACCCUGGACACAGAGUGGCACCUGCGCCUGAGCUGGUGCAAGCUGGACAUCCGCAAAGCAUUUGACACAUUGGCUCGCGACAAAACCCUUGGCAUACUCAGAGAUAGACUACCACCCCACAUGUUCUUGGAGUACAAAUGCUGGGAAAGGUUGUUCUAUGAAGGCACUGCGGUACUCAAGACCCCAUGGGGGGAUGCAGAAAUACCCCAAGGCAGAGGAAUACGCCAGGGAGCAGUGGAGAGCCCUUUCCUGUUUGCAAUUGCGAUCGAAACAGCCUUGUACGACGCAGUGAAGAAGAAGAACUGGCCAUCCGAAGACUGGCGACAGACUGCACAGGACCCAAAAGCCUGGAAACAGUUCGAGUCCAGCUGGGUAGCUAACAUGGAUAUCCGCUGGGAGAAGAACAAGCACAUCGCACCCCGGCACAAAUUCGACUACACCAAUGACGGACCUGGCACGCUCGCACCAAGCCGACCGAACCUGAGAAGACCAACCGUGGACUACCAGUACAUCAACCGCAAGAUCGGGGUGCACUACGCCAACGAGACCCUCCUGUACUCGCAUUACAUGCUUCCGAACACCACCGAGGCCAUGCAGCGCCGACCAAAACGGCCGAGACCAACCCAACAGCCUUGGAGCGACCAUACCAAGCAAAGAAUGAGAACCCGGACCUCGGACUACCACCACGCAAACUGCCCCGGAGCGAACUACGACGCCGACUACCUGCACAUCGACCGCAAGUUCCAGCUGCUGCUCACCGAGGACGCCCGGGGCACCAUGGAGAGCACGACCCUGCACACCAAGCAGACCAAGACGACCUCUCCAGUCUACUCGGAUGGCAGAUGCCCUUCCUGGUGGGGAUGGCUCAUGCGUGGGACGAGCCAUUCCUCCCACACGACGCACCGUCCUGGUUCUGGACGUACCUUGACAGAGGGGUGGUGGGUGCAUGGACGAAGACUUCAAGAAAGAGGUACUCCAUUCCGCAACCCACCGGUCGCCACCGAGGAGGCACAGACGCUUGUGGACAAGAUCAAAUACCUCAUAGACAGGGCAUGGUACAGAGAGAGUCACCUCCUCAUCCGGGGCAAGCCCAUGCAGCCGUGUGGGUGCCUGGACAUGACGGAUGUGGAAACAUCUGACAGCGAAAGCUGCGCAAGCACUCAAGACGCCCGCCAUCGCUCACGAUCGCCGGCACCGCCGGCACCUACCAGGGCAGCUUUCCGCACCAGUUUGACGCCAGGGAGGCCGAACCAACAGCCGAUCGACCUGGACGAGAACACCGACAUCGACAAGGAGGAGGCAGACACAUCGUCCCUCAUGUCAGGGAAAGCCAAGGUACCUGCACCACGGACACCGGAGGCAGCAGUCGCCGAGACCGAGGAGGACAAGACCGCGGGAGCCGCACACAGUGAGCAGGCGGAAAUGACUAAGGAUGACAUGAUGGCAGUAUGGCAGGCUCUCUUCGAUAUGCAACCCCAAGACACGUUGAGCCCAAGUACGAGUCCGCUCCUACCUGCACAUAUUGCCGACAACAUGGUCGAGACCUUAGUGGACUACCCGGAACACCUGCGCAACGCCAUGACAGAUGUCCUCCCAGAAUUCAUGGCAAGACUACAAAUGGACGUUGCCACGGCAAUCCAACGGGCACGAACACUACGACACCGCCUCCAAGCAGAAGAAGACCCCGACACCCACCCGGCCGCCAAGAAGACCAUCCUGGAAAUGUUGCAGACAGCCUUCCAUAAGCUGCCGGCAGACCAGGCCACCAGCCGCGCCCUCCAGUUAAUGAACCGUCUACAAGAACACGAUGGACCACUGCUGGUGGACCGACAGGCACUGGAGGCCCUGAUUAUCAGUGUCUCGGGCGACGUGCCGCCAGUGGCAGCUGGGGACGCCGUCAUUGUGGAGCACGCAUGGGUGGCUACGGGGUGGGGCCGAAUCGUCGGCAACAGGGAUGCCAUGCUCCAGGACAUCGACAGAGACAUCAUCGAAGAAUGGGACAGAGAGGUGUCAGCCGCUGAGGUGAUCAGGCGAGCAGAAGAGGAGGAGCAAGCCCAUGAAGAAGCAAGAUACGAAGCCUACCUCCGCCACUUGCAGGAGUGCAGCCAGGACCACACGGGCCACCUCAAAACCACGGAUGAAGAUGACGAAGCCAUGGCAGCCGCGGCUGGACUCAGCUACGAGCCCACCAGAACAAGGCUAUGUGUGGGCUUGUGCUGGGACGAUGGCACUACGUCCAAGGCGUGGGAAUGGGAAUUGGACCGUGGGGCAACGCUACAGCUUCACAUAAAAAUGGAGAAGAAAGACUUCAAAGGGGGCUGGAUGAAAGAUGGCAAACGGCUUCGGGACGAAGAUGUGCCACAAUGCCUCCGUGAGUCGCAGCCGUCAGCCAAAAGCCGACCAAUGCCCAAGCAGUUGCCGCAGCUGGACUUCCACAAACCGGCAACGCGAGAACUGUUUGCCAGGUGGAGGGCAGGCACAGUGAGCGACACCACGGUGGUAGAUAUAGCUUCGCCGACCAUGCUAACGUUCUUCCGAGAGGUGGCGGACAUCCCCGAAGACGUGCUGGAGGCCUUGGAUCAGCGGGACACCAUGAACGUAUCCCGUACACGAGACCCCGAGGCUAUGCCGUCGAACCCAAGCAGGGCACCGCCGCCGGAGCCAACAAUGCCGGAGCAAACAGUACCGGAGAGCGAGGUCGAAACCAUCAUGGUACAGGACGAAGUGCCCGAGGUCAACAACCAGCCCGACAUGAACGAAGAGAUCUACUCAAACCCCGACCCGUACUUUAACGGCAGGAAGUUCUACGAACAACACGGACCUGGCAGGGAGGAUGCCGACCAAGACAACAGUGAGUUUGACACGGUCGAUGCCAGUUUUGUUUUGGAAAUCAUGGGCUAUGUGGCUUUGGACGACUUCACGUCGGCCCUAGAGCAAUCAAACGUGAAGGCCGAUGAGAUCAAGAAGCUCACAGACAGCUUAAAGGGUGAUCUCCCAACCGGUGAGACCGUCGUCUUUCGCUCCAACGGCAAAGCAUCGUUGGAGACCGAGUGGGAGAAGGUUUCCGCAGUGGCGGGAGCAGAGGAGUGCUGGUCGGCAGCCGUCGAUAAAAGCCAGCAGAAGCUUCUCGCCAGCCUGGGCCUGGGCAAGUGCAAGGUGGUCGAGACGGCGCACCCCUACGAGACGGCAGACCAUUCUUUCACCCGGGGAAGCGGUGGAAUCGCCACCGAGGACGCCAUAACCGAUGAACUCGCGACCGAGGACCCCAGGAUCUCCGCCUCCCCUAAACUGCAACUAGGCUGCCUGGUCGAUGACCUGCAGGCUCGGAGCUGCCUGGUCGAUGACCUGCAGGCUCGGAGCUUCCUCCUGCUUUGUAGAGGCUUUCUCCUUGCACACGUUCGACUCGCAGGCUGCCUGGCCGAUGACUUCUGCAGGGCCGGCGUGGACGCCUUCUUCCAUCCCAUGGAUUCGCGGUUGCAGAAGUUCCGCGCCGAUUAUGCCCAGCAGGGCGAAGACUGGCUCCGCACCGAGCUGGGGAAGCAGAGUCGGGAUGAGCUGGCUAAGCUCUGUGCCGAUGAAGCGGCCUCGCAGCGAAAGCUGCAGGAACUGCGCACGGGUUAUGCCGAGCAGGGCGAAGCCUGGCUCCGCACCGAGCUGGAGAAGCAGAGUCGGGAUGAGCUGGCUAAGCUCUGCGUCGCUUCGGAGGUGCGACAGAAGUCAGCCGGGCGCAAGCUCUCCAGAGCGGAGCUGUUGGAAGCUCUAUCACAGAGCAUUGCCGGGGAGCAGGCUUCAUGGGGAAGCGGCGUUCUUGAGGCCGAUGAAGCGGCGUCGCAGCAAAGGCUGCUCGAGCUGCGCACGGGUUAUGCCGAGCAGGGCGAAGCCUGGCUCCGCACCGAGCUGGAGAAGCAGAGUCGGGAUGAGCUGGCUAAGCUCUGCGUCGCUUCGGAGGUGCGACAGAAGUCAGCCGGGCGCAAGCUCUCCAGAGCGGAGCUGUUGGAAGCUCUAUCACAGAGCAUUGCCGGGGAGCAGGCUUCAUGGGGAAGCGGCGUUCUUGAGGCCGAUGAAGCGGCGUCGCAGCAAAGGCUGCUCGAGCUGCGCACGGGUUAUGCCGAGCAGGGCGAAGCCUGGCUCCGCACCGAGCUGGAGAAGCAGAGUCGGGAUGAGCUGGCUAAGCUCUGCGUCGCUUCGGAGGUGCGACAGAAGUCCGCCGGGCGCAAGCUCUCCAGAGCGGAGCUGUUGGAAGCUCUAUCACAGAGCAUUGCCGGGGAGCAGGCUUCAUGGGGAAGCGGCGUUCUUGAGGCCGAUGAAGCGGCGUCGCAGCAAAGGCUGCUCGAGCUGCGCACGGGUUAUGCCGAGCAGGGCGAAGCCUGGCUCCGCGGCGAGUUGGGGAAGCACGGCAAGGAUGAGCUGGCCGAUGAAGCGGCGUCGCAGCAAAGGCUGCUCGAGCUGCGCACGGGUUAUGCCGAGCAGGGCGAAGCCUGGCUCCGCGGCGAGUUGGGGAAGCACGGCGGGCGGAGCUGGUUGGGCUCUGUGUCGCUGCGGGUUUGCAACGACACCGCCGAUGAAGCGGCGUCGCAGCAAAGGCUGCUCGAGCUGCGCACGGGUUAUGCCGAGCAGGGCGAAGCCUGGCUCCGCGGCGAGUUGGGGAAGCACGAGCAAGGAUGA